Molecule: messenger RNA, 2669 nt
Organism: Histoplasma capsulatum G186AR
Lineage: Eukaryota; Fungi; Ascomycota; Eurotiomycetes; Onygenales; Ajellomycetaceae
Product: DUF1671 domain-containing protein
Exons: 10
Coding region: 1-1875 (624 amino acids)
Cellular component (GO): nucleus; cytoplasm
Molecular function (GO): ATP binding; AMP kinase activity; ATP hydrolysis activity
Source: RefSeq, a predicted model, not a curated record
AUGGCUCAGGGCGGCAUGGAAAUCGAUAUCCUGCCCUGUCCAUUCUGGCCCGUUGCCAAUGAUGAUGAUCCACUCAGUGGCUACGUUGACUGCCCUCAUGGAUGCGGCGAAAUUAUCUCUACCGCUGAGCUUUCAAGUCAUCUGGACCUUCAUAUAGCUGAAGAAAUGGCUUUUGAAGAUGCAUCUGGUGGCGUGGUUUCCAAGUGUGAAUCCGAGGGGGAGGAGAUUGAUGCAAAUACAGAUUAUAUACACGACGAUAUCGAAAGUCGAUUUUCUACAAAGCUACCCAAGGAGCUUCGCAACAGAGACAAUAUUCUCCAACCAAAAUCUUCUCGCAAGGGUUCCCAUAGAGAUUCAAAGGCAGCAUUAGGUCCAUCGGAAAAAAAGAAACGCAAAUCAAAACGAGGGAGCCGUGAUGCUGCUGGAAGUUUUCUGCGUCGACUUGGAAGAUCGGAAUUAGGACCAUACGCACACGAAAAGCAAAUGCCAUCAUGGCUAAGGAAUAUGUUGGAAGAAGGCGCAAAAGUCACCGUAUCUAACCAGAUUCAAACAGACGGCACUCUCCGCAGGGUUGAACAUGUGGCUAACGAGAUGUCAAAUCUUAUCCCGGUUCUUGCUCGACUUUGCGAAUUGGAUGAAACAGUAGAGCAGGUAUUCCUCUGCCACCCCACCGUCCGACAUGUAUUCAAGAUGCCUAAAGAAGGCGGCUUUUGCGGGUAUAGAAAUAUCCAGAUGCUGGUUUCCCAUAUCCAAGAUACCCGUGCCGAUGGCUACGAACAAUUUCCUGGAAGGCUCCCUACAAUCUUGCGGUUACAGGACCUUAUUGAGCAAGCCUGGGACUUGGGUUUUAACAGUAAUGCGCAAAUAGAAACAGGGGGGAUUAAGGGAACAAGGAAAUAUAUUGGGACUUCCGAGGCUCAAGCCCUUUUUCUUAGUUUGGGGGUUAAGUGCGAGGCUGGCGCCUUCGGGCACUCUCUGACAAUCGUUGGUUUCGAAAUACGUAAGAGUGGAAGCCCCAACCUCCUCGUCUUCGACCCGAUGUUCAAAACGUCACCCGCAAUUGAGAGACUUAUUGGCAACAUCCGAGCGAGGCCACAGGACCCACGUUGCCUUAUAAAGGCGUACCGGCGGGGUCCCGGCUACCUCCACAAGUACAAGGAGUUUGAAAUUCUCAAGUGUAUUGAUGGGAAUUUACCACUAACAAAGAUAUCGGACAAAUUACGCCCAAACAGUUUUAUAUUAUUUUCUUUUCAGCAUCGCAAUAUCUCCCGCACAUUCCUUGUCCUUCUUCCUUUCCUACAUCUAACUUUAUCAUCCGCCGCACGCACUCGCAAAACAAAAAUGAGGACACUCCCUAAUAUUAUCAUCACUGGCACGCCUGGCGUAGGCAAAACUGUCCAUUGCGAGCAGUUAGCUCAGGACACGGGCCUGCGACACCUGUCAAUUAACCAGGUAGUGAAGGAGCACAAUUGCCAUGAAGGAUAUGACGAUACAUUUCAAAGUUAUAUUGUGGAUGAUGAUAAGCUCCUGGAUGCGAUUGAAAAGGAUGUGCCAAAGGGCGGGUAUCUUAUUGAUUGGCAUGCCUGCGACCUCUUCCCCAAGUCUUGGAUUGACCUAGUCGUGGUUAUCCGGUGCAAUUCUACUUCUAUAUUAUAUGACCGGCUUGCCGCCAGAGGCUACUCGGAGCUCAAAUUGCAGGAGAAUCUUGACGUGGAAAUAUUCGAUGUACUCCUCCAAGAGGCUAGGGAGUCAUACGAUGAGGAGAUCGUUGUUGAAUUGACGAGCGAGAAUGAUGAGGACAUUGAAAGUAAUUGCGCGCGUAUCGAAGCUUGGAUAGAUUCUUGGAAAAAGGCUCGUGUGGAAAGCUCCGGCUGAAUAGAACCUCUUUUCGCCUCCUAAAGUUCUAAGAUAUAUGGCAGAAUAUCAAGGAUAUGUCUCCGCGAGCCAUUGCUUCAACUUCGCAAGCGCCUUGUAUCGAUGGGAGAUAAGGUUCUAGAUUGUUGCAAACACUCAGCGUCAAUACGGUCAGAUAUAUUUUCUGACAAUCCAGCGUUGGGUAGACAUGGUUGGACUCCUUUUUCCCUCCCUACCUUUUCGUCCUUGUCCAUCUCCGCGAACGUAUUCCCCUCAUACUCGAAUAUGGGAUCCCAACCUACGCGGUGCAAUCAUGGUCAGCUCAUUCAAUCCUUUGUUCGCUGGUUUAAAAAGGGAAGGGGAUGUGACGGCCCUAUUGGGUAAACGGGGCUAUACCGAAUUUCGCCAGGCCCCUGGCUGGGACCAUUCGACCCUACCAUAAGGAAAAUUCACAUGUCAGGAUGAAAUUACGAUCUACUGGGCCUCUAUAUCAACAAUUUCCUAGACGGUUCGGAUUGAGAAGCAGAAUGAUAACAAUACCUCAGUCUUUCCUUGAAAAAUGAUUGGCUCCGCACCUGGUCCACUGGAAAACGCAAACGUGCACACUGCUACGAUGGAUUUGUCUUCAUAUGGAUCCAACAACUUAUUAAGCCCGUCGUGACCUAGGGCUUCGAGAAACCACUUGCUACAACUUUGUUGUCAGUUUCAAAUUUCUUGUAAUUCGUCACCACCCCAGCGUAAACGUCUGUUUUAUAGAGUGUGCACAUGUAUAUAAGGGACACAGGGAAAUCAAAAGGGACGUUGCUUGGUGCUUG